GACGCGGUGACGUCACGCGGGCUUUUGUUUAUGGUUGUGUUGCGGUAGAAGGCGGCGGGAGAGGCCUUUUGUUUUAGCCUCGGCUGUUGAUUAGUAAGAUCGCGAUUGUAGUUGGAAUCUACGGGGAUUAAAAUACUCGAGUUUGUUUUUCCUCCGACGGAGACCUAGACCGUCGAUACCGAAGAAAUGGCUCGUACCAAGCAGACAGCGCGUAAGUCAACGGGAGGCAAGGCCCCUCGCAAGCAGCUCGCCACCAAGGCCGCCCGCAAGAGCGCGCCGUCCACGGGUGGCGUGAAGAAGCCCCAUCGCUACCGGCCGGGCACGGUGGCUCUGCGUGAGAUCCGUCGCUACCAGAAGUCGACGGAGCUGCUGAUCCGCAAGCUGCCCUUCCAGCGCCUGGUUCGCGAGAUCGCCCAGGACUUCAAGACCGACCUGCGUUUCCAGAGUGCUGCCAUCGGCGCCCUGCAGGAGGCAAGCGAGGCCUACCUGGUGGGGCUGUUUGAGGACACCAAUCUGUGCGCCAUCCACGCCAAGCGCGUCACCAUCAUGCCCAAGGACAUCCAGCUGGCGCGACGCAUCCGUGGCGAGCGUGCCUGAUUGCCGUGCCCUGUCCAUGUCAGAGGGCCCCUCUAUACUCCGGUUUUUUAUAGAGGCCCAUUAGAGGCAAGGGAACAACAAAAAAGUAUAGCGCCUUGUGAACUUUUAAUGAUUCUUGUUUUGGACAAGUACACUUGGAUGUUCGAUGUUGGAGGCCUCCCAACAAUCGAUUUAAAUAUAAAUGAACUAGAAACGCAAUGCUUUAUUGUUAAUGUCUUUAACGCAAAGUGUGCAAAAUGAUUAAUGUGCAAUUGGUGUGGAGGCUUGCACAAUGUCUGUUGGGCACACGUGGUGUGUAGAGAAUUUGGAAAAGCCUAAUGAUAAUAACAUUGGCGUCUAUGAAACCGGACUUUAGAGCAGCCCUGGCUGAUCCCCGAAGCCAACGGGACCAGAUAAAGGUGCAUAAACAUUGUCGCCACGUCUAAACGUAGUGUGGGAUAGACUAGAAAGUAAAAGGGUUGUCUUAGAGUAAUUAACAGUCCUUGUUUUGUUACUGUUUUUUGUUCAUUUUUUAGAGGUGCUUGUCUCUGUGAUGAUUCAAUAGAACCUGGUUGUGAAGGUCAGUCGAUACUUUGGGAGUCUAUGUUCAGCCUUGAAAAUCUUAAUAAGGAAGAAUGAACGGCUACAUUUGUUAUUGCUGUGCUGUACGUUAACGAGUGGUGGUGGUGGUGGUGGCUGUGGUAAGCUAAGUUUGUAGUUGACCUCUUCGUUCUAUCCAACUGUGUUGUCAGGACUUCCAGGUUUUACACUCUUUUCAGUCUAAACACAGUAUUUGUACACGGUAUUGUAUUUUUAUAACUUUCACUGAUAAAAAAACAGGUAAAAAUUUUGAAAUUGUUUUGUAUUAUCUCCGUCUUUGCUCCCGUGCUAGCUGUGUGAGCGUCACACGUACUCAGUUCUUUCCCCCUUUGUGGUUUUAUUCCUUUAAGACUUUGACCAUUAAAUGUUGGGACGUUAUCCAAUAUAUCUUUUGUGUUUGUUUACAUACAUUCACACUCGCAACAGUUGACAUUUUUCAUGACAGUGAUUGCAUGCAACAAGCGUCAUGUUUUGCAGUUGGAGCUUUCCUGUAUUUUAUUUAAACUGCUGGCCUUUGCUCCUAUUACAAUAAACUUGCUUAUACAAUA
Lethenteron reissneri (Far Eastern brook lamprey) is the source of this 1724-nucleotide messenger RNA. RefSeq names its product histone H3.3A. The record is from RefSeq and is a predicted model, not a curated record. Gene Ontology annotation, cellular component: nucleosome. Lineage: Eukaryota; Metazoa; Chordata; Hyperoartia; Petromyzontiformes; Petromyzontidae. Gene Ontology annotation, molecular function: protein heterodimerization activity; DNA binding; structural constituent of chromatin.